AUGACGAACAAACUUGAUUGUUCGGGAGUUUAUCGCAUUAAAUGUGGCAACUGUGAGCAAAAGUAUAUUGGUGAAACAGGAAGAAAAAUUGGCCAACGAAUCAAGGAACAUCAAAGACUCUACAGGAACAUGGAUACGAAAACAUUCGAAAUAGCGAAACACAUUGCACGAACAGAGCACGAAAUCGACUGGAAAUCGACCGAAAGGUUGGCUGCAUAUGGUGAAAAUACGAGAAAACGCAAGAUCCGAGAAGCCAUCGAGAUACUGACCGAGAGAAACCUAAUGAACAGGAGACUUGAAGGUGACAAGAACAGCGAAAACUAUGCAUAUUGCCUAAACGAACUCAGAGAAGACCAGGCAACAGUAAGAUCAGAAAAAAAGAAGACUAUGCGAUCAUGGUAA
This is a messenger RNA of Protopolystoma xenopodis, 402 nucleotides long. The record is from the annotation of a GenBank genome assembly. NCBI's taxonomy places the organism in Eukaryota, Metazoa, Platyhelminthes, Monogenea, Polystomatidea, Polystomatidae.